Lindgomyces ingoldianus is the source of this 1675-nucleotide messenger RNA. RefSeq lists its product as uncharacterized. Lineage: Eukaryota; Fungi; Ascomycota; Dothideomycetes; Pleosporales; Lindgomycetaceae. The record is from RefSeq and is a predicted model, not a curated record. The transcript has a single exon. The coding region runs from base 181 to 1377 and encodes 398 amino acids. Gene Ontology annotation, biological process: regulation of DNA-templated transcription.
CACCACGGCGUGCGUCAUCUGCACUCGCGCCCAUCGCGUCGGGCACGUGUCGGGCCAUUGUAUUCAUCAGAGACUGCUAUCAAUAUCGUCAAGUGAACGGAAAGCGCUACGUUGGGAACCACGACACGCGUCGACGUAGCAGUUGUCCCUCGCAGUUUCCUGCUCUGGACUGCCUCAGCCAUGGCCGACAUCCCCCUCUAUCCCCUAUACGGCACAAGCUACCAUCUCUAUCGAGUCUCACCACUCUACCACGGCGAGAGCCCCCUUCUGAGUGAGCGAGGCCUCCGCACACAUGCGCGCCGCCUGAGGGACCUGCUCAAGGGCGACAAUGUUCGCGGCGUCGAGGUCGACUUUGCCCCCACUGCAGACGCCAUGCCCAAUCUGGGUCCAUUGGAAGAGUGCAAUUGGAAUCUCGUCGGCGAUGAAGACGCCUGGAUUGACCGCCACCGUCAAGUGCUCGACCCCGAUUCCUCGCAAGUCUCCGAGGUCGUUUCCCCCGACCGCGCUCGCGGAAUCGAAGUUGAGGUUGGAUAUGAAAGGUCGGCGUACAGCGCACUCCUCCUCCGUGAUCCUGCAAACACCACUUCUCCUGAUGGCUUCACGGCCCUGCCACUACUGCUCGUGAAAAUGCCUGCUCUGAUUCGAGAAGUAUUCUUGAACUACCUCAAAACUGCUUUCGACGCGCACAUAUCACCGCUGAGGCUCCCGUCCACAUUCCUGACCUCGACCCUCGAGUCCUACUUCCACCACCUUGGAGCCCCCACAUCCACGCAAAAGAUCCAGGAUGUGAUCCGGAAGCUACACAUCCAACUGGCCUUUCCUCAAACCACCGACCUCCUCAAACACAUCGACAUCACCAUAGCCGGCACAGAUGUCCCUGGAUUUCUCGCUCAAGGAAAACUCAUCCCAAACUCAUCCCAAAUUCCUUUCACGGCCGCACUCUCAAAAUACCUGCAAAAACACCUCGCCCUCGAUCUCUCCAACCCCAAAGUCUACAUAUCGCGGAUACACUGCGGCGCCUUCACCCUGGCCAUUGACCGUCUCAAAAUCAUAGCUCCGGAGACCCAAUCCGAAGUCUCCCUCUCGGAAGCCAGCAGCGCACCCGAGGCAAGCGCCAGCCAGCUCGCCGUACAGGAGCUGUACUCCUCGCUCGUAUGUGAGGCCAGCGGGACUGGCAAGUUCCUUCCCGAAAGCAUGGCCGGGGAGCCGCGUUCCUCGACGCCAUCAUCCACAGGGAGCGGCAGACAUGGACAGAGAAAGAGAGCAGUUAGUACGACGGCAGGUGCGAGUGCGACGACGAAACGACCGAGAGGUCGCCCGAAAGCUGUGAAUGGUGGCCGGGAGGCGCAGACUGAAGAAGACAUGGGAGAUGCCUGAAUGUCGGUUUAUUAAAGUCAGUGAUGCUUUUAGCUUGUCAUUUGUAACGACAGAGAAACAGGAUUUGUGGGCGCCAUUUGAGGUUCUGAAGGCAUUACGAUGGUCGAGACCUCGCGAAGGACUUGCCCUUGGAUAGGAAAGGGGAAGAGCCUGUUGCGCAUUCCUCUGUAUAAUAGAAGGGGUGUAGGGUUGUCAACGCAGCAGAACAGAAGUGAUUGGGAAGGAAGAAGAUCGAGUCAAUUUCAUGUAAAGACGGCAGCUAAUGCAUUGAUCAAUCCUUACACUAUAUAUGUGUAAA